AUGGAAAGCCUAGAUGAGAGCGGGGAAAUUAUAUCACAACGGGUGCUGCCGUUGUGCGGCAUUCUGUUGGCCGCAUUGGCAAUACUGCUAUCGGGAGAUGGCAUGCUGGGUGAGACUUAUAAGAUAUCAUCGAAUCAAAGUAAUGCAUUUGAUGUCAUAGAAGGGAUGUAUAUAGCCGACUCAGACUUCAAAUUUGAUCAGAACAUUCACGAAUACAAGAUCAAAGUGGAGAGCUGUUGUGACCACCUAGAGAUGUUAUUCCGUGUGAAGCCGUGGAUGAAAGUUGGCCGUGUUACAAAAAGCGGUGAUGUGGUGCAAAACCAAGGUUCCGGUGGAAGUGAAGGGUCAACUUCCCUAGUAGACAAGCUCAGCAAACUCUGGGGGACACUGUUCGGUAAAAAGGCUAACCAUGAGGGAGAUGAACGCACAUCAGUGCGCGAUACUGGUGCAAAUGCACCAGCAGAAGAUGAGACGGCGGAAUCUGUAAAGGACAACGAUGUAGUAGUUGAUGAAACGAACGACUUGGACGAGGUCGAAGUUCGUAUCGCCAUAAAUGGCAUACAGAUAGAUCCCGGUGACGAGGGCUAUGCGAUGAUGCCCAUACGCUGUGGCAUCACAAGCAAAUUCUCCAUUGAAAUAACAUCGAUACGAGAACAUCAACCUUCGCAAACGGCUCAAUACUUGCUUGCCGUCGAGGUACCUGGUGGAGAGAAAAAUUAUCUUGAAGCCCUGGAAAUUACUCGAAGCGAUGGCAUGCCAGCACAGAUAUACCCUGCACUGUCGAAAGCGUAUCGAUCUUACACGGUGACUGGAAGGCACUUGAAGGGGGAGACCUUUAAGUUUUAUGCAGAGUGCCGGUAUGGUCUACCUUCCAUUGAUGACCUAACGACCCCCGACAAUGUAGUCAACGUGGAACUGAAAGAAGAAAACGUCAACAGAUAUGUGAAAAUCAGAUGUGGUGAAGUGCAUAAGCAGGAAAGUGAUGAAAUCGUGGAAGAGACCACUUACACCGUAACAUUUGCCACGUAUGCGGGGGAAGGAAUUCCUCCUCCGGUUAGAGUUAUGCCGCUCUUUGACUCCACUAAAUGCCAAAUUAUGGAAGACAUGUCCGAUGGUAAUGGGUUGAUUGUUUGCUCGGAAUUGACUCAUCGAUUCUCUCCCUUGGUCGUGGAAACCGAUCCUAAUUACACGUACCUUAUACCCACAUCGUAUGUAGUAGACGGAUACGUAAAGGAAGUCCACGAAUAUGAUAAGGAAUUCAUUAGAGUGCGACCUGGUGUAGUAACUCCGGUGUUCGAUAUGUCGGAAGGUAUAGUCAUUCACGGUAUAAGCGACGAUGAGUUCAAGACGUUCGUCGUAACAUCGAGGACGGCGGUGAAGCCGAUUGCCGAAAUGCAGCACAGCAUCGUGGCAGCGCUAAUAGUGGUGGCUUAUUGGGCCAGCGUUAUGACAACAUUACUGCCGCAUAUAGUAAGAGUUCAAUUUGGUGUCAUAUUUGAGACGGUCCCUGUCACAGGAGAACCACUCCUUUACCUUGCCCAGGUGAUUUGUGCAGGCGCCGAUGAAAAGACGAGCAAAAUAUGCAGCCGUUUCAUCAUGUUGCCGAGCAAGAGAUAUAAUACCGAAUCUCCAGUACAGAUGCUGUUCCAUUUCUAUGUAAGCCUGGCAAUUCUCCUUCUCCUGUUGUUAAUAGCGUUGGCCAUACGAAAAGAAACGACGGAUGGCAUUGGAUCUCAUUCGUUGAAGCGGUACAUACCCGUUUAUGAAAUCACGAGACUUUUCGCCUUUCCGUGGAUGCUCCUAUCUGUCAUGACAGCAACGGGGCCUUUUAUGACAACCAUCGAUGAACCCAUUUUGGAAAUAGAAGUCGUACAAAAGCCUAUACAAGACAAUGUUAUGACGAAAUUGCUCGUGUCGAUGACCGAGUUUCUGCGACUAUACUGCGCCAUCCCUCUGGCCAUUCUCGUCCUCAUCGCCAUGAAACGUUACAUAGGGAAUAUCGUCACACGACUUGUGUUGACGUGGCGUAACAUCAAAGACGGUCACUACUUUUGGGUGAAAAACACAGACUUUUUUGACCACCAAUUCCAACAUAAGUACUCUUACUACGAGGGUAGCGAUACGGACCAGGUGGUUUCCGACAUGAAGGCUUACCAAGAGAAUAAAACCGAAGGUUUCUGGAUAAAUCGCAACAGCUACCUGCUAUCUACACAGUUAUGCAAUACGUACGUUGUUAGUGCCCAUAGUUAUACCAAUGGCAGAAUGACUACGAAAAUGUUCCCCAUGUUUAACCGCCGGUUCUGCGUAUUGACGGCCGAAAUAAAGGAGUUGGACCUAUACGAGACUCAUAUGCCGUUGGAAGCCAAAUCGUCACCUGUAUCACGUACGGAUUACGAUAUACUGAAUGAAACGGGCGCAUCCUUGGAGCUGAAUAUCCCCGAGGUGGUGGACGUAUACCCGUGGGAUGGUCCUACAUCAAAUAACGCUCCUUCAGCGGCACAGUCACGGAAUAUUUCUGUCUCAAAGAAGCGUACGUCGCCGCCAAAAUAUCGUAAUGUCCCACCAUAUGAUGGUCUGACAGGCGAUACGCCUCUGUGGGUGCAGCUGGACUAUAUCAUGAGGAUAGAUUCCCGGUUCUGGAACAAGGUUAUUGCUGCAGUGGACUCACGGCAUAUAACUUAUUAUAUCACAUAUAACCUUGUCAAAAACACCGCGCGAUUCUCCCAAGAUAUCGUUUUCAACGGUGUGUUAAAGAUGAGGACCAUAGUCCAGUCCAAGGUUAACCAGCUGCAGGCGGAUGACGGUGGAAGCAUUGGAAUUUUCCACAGGAAUAUGCGCCUGCCGUUGAUAGUCGAAGCAGUUGCGGCACUAAAGGUUUUUGACGGGUUAUGUGCUGCCGCUGGUCUCUUGUCGGGCACUAAAGUAGCGUCAUUGCUAACCGCCAUACAGAUCGCACUGCACGGAGCCGCAGCAACGGCAUUCCUGGCGGCGCGACCCUACGUAAGCAGGGCAGAUAACCACUUCUCAUUCGUCUGUAUGUUGUUGGGAGUGUCGUUCGCAACACUUUCAACAUUCGAGCAUCCGAACUCUAAGUGGAUUCUCGCACAGAACAUCAUACUGGGUAUUGUAAUCGCAUACGCCAUAUUCUCUACGCUCGCCUUCGUGAUUGAUACGAUUGCGAUCUUCUGGUUCGAUCAAGAGACCGAUGUUCCGUAUUCAAAUGUACAAGUUGUUGUCAAGGAUGCAAAUGCCAAGGUGGUGGACAUUAUAAAGGCUGACUGCCGCAAGCCAAUAGAUGUGGCAUUGGUAACAAUUAGCGACGAACAGGUUACUUUACUGAGGAGCCAUGAGGCCUCCAGAACACCGACAAUUGCCGUUUCUUUGGAGCACGUCGAAUAUUCGAGUUGGUACGUGCCGUACAUCACGAUCGCAUACUUGUCCAAUGCGUCGGAUGCCGACGCAAUAAACCAGAGCCAAGCGAAUCGGAGGUUCCUCAGGGCGCAUCUUUCGAGCAGGUUUAGCCCCCGUAUCGCUCAGUCUCUUGCCAGGAAGAUUGUCAACCACGUCGAUGACAAUCAACAAUACCGGUGCUUCUGCUUCUACGUUGCGGUGUGA
This is a messenger RNA of Babesia ovata, 3615 nucleotides long. Its product is annotated as aBC transporter. NCBI's taxonomy places the organism in Eukaryota, Apicomplexa, Aconoidasida, Piroplasmida, Babesiidae. The record is from RefSeq and is a predicted model, not a curated record. Bases 1 to 3615 code for a protein of 1204 amino acids. The transcript has 9 exons.